AUGCCUCCCAAGAAGAAUACUGAGGCUGGCACGGCCGCCGCAGGUCUCGACCUUACCGACUCCGAGAUCAAGCUCAUGUUCGGCAUGAUGGAGAUCAUGACCCGUCCUUCCAUCGAUUAUGACGCUCUCGCCGCCAACCUUGGCUCCGCUAGCGCCAACGCUGCCCGCACCCGCGUCGCUACCGCCGUCAAGCAGCACCCGACUUGGUUCACCGGCGGCACCUCUGUCACUGGUGAGGGCUCCUCCGCUGCUAGCAACGACGGUGGCACCCCCAUCAAGAAGCCUCGUGUCAAGCGCACCCCGAAGAAGAAGGCGCCUUCCGAUGAGGAGGAUGGCGCGAAUGCCGAAGAGCAGGACACGCCUUCCAAGAAGAAGGCCCGCAUUACCAAGGUCAAGGAGGAGGUGGAGGAUACUACUACCGAGGAUAUCAAGCCGAAGCUGGAGAAGACUGAGAUCGCCGAUGGCCAGAUUUGA
This is a messenger RNA of Colletotrichum fioriniae, 474 nucleotides long. RefSeq lists its product as uncharacterized. NCBI's taxonomy places the organism in Eukaryota, Fungi, Ascomycota, Sordariomycetes, Glomerellales, Glomerellaceae. The record is from RefSeq and is a predicted model, not a curated record.